Messenger RNA from Micropterus dolomieu (smallmouth bass), 2388 nucleotides. It is a transcript of the gene blcap, whose product is annotated as bladder cancer associated protein. The record is from RefSeq and is a predicted model, not a curated record. The transcript is spliced from 2 exons. The coding region runs from base 478 to 741 and encodes 87 amino acids. NCBI's taxonomy places the organism in Eukaryota, Metazoa, Chordata, Actinopteri, Centrarchiformes, Centrarchidae.
AUUAUGGCAAACUCUUGUUUUAAGCUGGCGGUUUACAGUUGGCCUUGCUUAUAACUUACAAAACGUGAUCUAUACCUCGAUUGAAACGUUUACAUUUUAUGUCCCAAACCGAGAGUUACACCACCGAGCAGAAAGAUCCAGUUUGGACACGUCCUAGUUUAUGAACUGGCUCACGCCGCUAGCUAACGUUAACUUGCCGCCCACUGCGAUGGAUUUUUGCGGAAGGCGACUGUAGAUGAGGGACGACCUGACAGCAUCUGGCUUCUUUGACCUGUCGCUCCAUCAUCUCAGCUCUGUUGGAUAGAGCGGUUCUCCAACAUCUUACCAUCUGCCAAGCUCUGUUUCCAAACACCCUUAGUCUGCCACAUCCUCUUCCUUCAAAGACCUCAAACAACUCUGGACUGAACUAUAACAGCUGCAUAGAGAGUUUCUGCCAACGUCCUUUAUUUAAAAAAAACAAAACAAAGAAAAGUGACAAUGUAUUGCCUACAGUGGCUACUCCCUGUGCUGCUCAUCCCCAAGCCGCUGAACCCGGCGCUGUGGUUCAACCACUCCAUGUUCAUGGGCUUCUACCUCCUCAGCUUCUUGCUGGAGAGGAAGCCCUGCACCAUCUGUGCCUUAGUCUUCCUGGCUGCCCUCUUCCUCAUCUGCUACAGCUGCUGGGGCAACUGCUUCCUCUACCACUGCCAGGACGCCGCACUGCCGGACGCUGCCCACGACCCAGUGAUUGUUGGGACCUAGGAUUUAAAAAAAAAAAGGUGGGGGGAACUGAAAGGGGGAAGGGAGGGUGAAGAGGUGUCGCUGGGGAAUGAUACUGCCAUGCUGUAAGAGUCGACAGACUCCACUUUGGGGGUGGGAGAGCAGUGUAGAGGCGGUGUUGAAGGACUGCUGGAGAGGAAUACCGCAAAUAUGGAGCGCGCUUGGCCAAAGGCAGCGUUAAGGAGAAGGAGUUUUUGGGGAGCUGUAUUGCCAUGCUGUAAAGAAAGAGUCUUGAACUUUGGGUGGUAGGAGGAGAGGAAGGGGGGAUGCGAUGUAGGAGGAGGCAUUAUGUGUACUUUUAAUGUAACGGGAAGGCGCGACAUCCAAACGUGUGAACUUGGUGUUCACUUUCUGCUACUUCGAUUCCAGCAUCUGAAUAAGAACUAGAUCGUAUUUAAAACCACAUGUGACGUCAACCUAAAGUGACCACUGUGUUUGUGUUCGGGUCCUUAUUCCUAGCCGUCUUACUUGUUUACUUCCAGCACUAUUGAAGAAAGACGUCGCUUUCUCCAAAAACUGAUGGUCAUCUUUUUUUUUUUUUUUUAAGAAUACAAACGCUCUCCACUUCAGAUUGCCAAAAUUCACGCAACCCCACACGAAAGCUGCAGACAGAGUUGGUAGUUACCAAGUUUCACUGGCAGCCAUGCUUGCUUCUCAGCCCCGCACCGUUACAGUUGUUGACAAACUUUAUCACACCUGGUAGUGUUUAGGAAUAGUCGGCGUCUUGUUUGUCUUCUGAGCUCUAGAGAGAAGAGGAGCAGCAUGCCUUUCACAGUCCAAACAGACCAAACUUUGUCGCUACUUUGGCUCUGCACACGUCAUGCUAUCCUCAACAAGGAGAGCACACAAGACACUGGACAAUCAGUUACUAUGCUGUGAAUAAUUUGCCACAUCGCCACACAGACACACCUCAGAAGGUGUUGUAAUGCUGAGAUACUGUCCUGUUACUGCCCACUGUACUCUGCAGCUGCCCUUCUCUUCCUCGUCUCCUCUUCCUCCUCUUGCCUCAGAGUGAACGUCCCCCAUUGUCAGACUCACAAUCUGAACUUUUUUUGCCGUUUGUUUUUCUUGUGCAUGGGUUGACUUUAUUAUUUUUUUUUCUCCAAGCGUUAAAUUCACACAUGUUUUAAUUAAAACAAAAAUGCUGAAAGUUUCCAAAGGGUAGAGUAAUCUGGGGGGUGUGUGUGUGUGUGGGGGGGGGGGGUAUGAAGGAACAUGUUUAUGUGUGAUAGGUGUGUAUUUGUUUGUGGUCAUGACAUGCUGAUGAGCGUUAAAAUGUGGCGAUACACAAGGUGACAUCACAGUAGAUGGUCAGUAUUUACAGCCACAGAAAGCACUACAGGGUGCUGGUUGAGGAACUUGUAUCAGAGUUUAAUGACACAGGAUUUUAUUGUUAAUCAGAAGGGCAAUGCUGUCAUUACGUUUCCUUGUGUAUGACUGCUGAAGUGUUAUGUUUAGCUAUAUGACACAGGCUAAGGUGUUUAUACUUUGUACCUACUGGGGUGGGGAGGGGUGUGUGUGUGUGUGUGUUUGUGUUUGUGUGGGUGUGUGAGACCUCCUGUUGCAGUGCUGAACAUGCCCACUGCUUUUGGUUUUAAUUUAAAUAAAGUUUUUCCUCUCAGUGUUAAA